This is a messenger RNA of Effrenium voratum, 2187 nucleotides long. The record is from the annotation of a GenBank genome assembly. NCBI's taxonomy places the organism in Eukaryota, Dinophyceae, Suessiales, Symbiodiniaceae.
AUGCCCUGCCACCCUCGCCGGACCAGGCGCAGGGGCCCGGGGCCCAAGAUCAGUGGCUCAAGGUUCGUGCGAUCAGAGCAGUGGCCCAGCGGCCUGAGGAUGCCGGUGCGCAUCGUCAAGAAAGAUGACCUGAGGAAAGUUUAUCCGCCGAAUGGCAUCCCCACGGCCAAGAACCAGACGCCGGAUGACUUCCUCUUCCAGGCCUGCCAGUAUUCCGUGAGCACGGCCACUCUGGAGAGAGCUCUCCAGAAGAACGCCAACGUGAACGCCCGCAACAAGGAGGGCAACACGCCCCUGAUGCUUGCUUGUCAGAACUGGACGGGCUCUCAGUACCUGGCCUUCAUCAACAAGCUGCUGGAGCAGAAGGCAGAUGUGAAUGUGGAGAGUGGCUGGGGCUUUACACCGCUGGACAAGGUGACAGAGCUUCUGAAGGAGCAGGAGGCUGCAAGGAAACAAGAGAUGCGGAACCAGGAGGAGAGGCGAGAGAUCAUGGAGGGCCGCAGCAUCGUGGGCUACGGCUUUGGCACCGCCGAGGAGCAGCGGCAGCGGGAGGUGCCCAAUCAGCCGCUGGCAGACGAGCUGGACACCUUCAAAUGUUUGCCCCAACUCCGCGAGUGCAAAAAGCUUCUAGAGCAGAAGGGCGCCAAGUGCGGGGAGGCGCCUUUCAACCCCGCCUACCUCACCACUGAGGCUGGUCGACGACUAUCAGAGAUCAAUGACUUUGUUGGAGACGUGCUGACUCCAUGGGAGAUUCAGCCUCUGGAAGUUGGUUGUUUUUCGGAGGCUUUGCGACAAGAUGUGGAUGUCUUACUCUCAGAGAUGGGAACUGUGACCGAGGCACAGCAGAGCGUGAUCCGCGUUCUGCAGGAGAGUCUAGUGGGACGGCGGCUCCGCAUUUGCCCAGAAGCCCCUUUGAUGCCGAGCUAUCGUUAUGAAGACAACUGCCUGGUUCCCGUGUCCAAGGAGUUGCCGCCAUACGAGGUGCACAUUCUUUCCAUUGAGCUGGUGGGAUCCCAGGGGCAGAUGACGCAGGUGCCGGGGUCGGAUCUGGAUGCGGUGGCGCUGCUGGACUUCGCCUUCGCCAAAGACUUCGAGGCUGUGAAGGAAGACUUCAUGAUCCACGGCCAUGAAGCCCUCCGCAAUGCCAUGAUCGGCUGGCUGCGGCAGAAUCCCAAGGUUGGUCUCCGGGAUGAAGCAGAGAGCCUUCACAAGUCCAGGGUUGAGUGCACUAUUGAUAACAUGGAGGUGGAUGUCUUGCAGGCCAUGCUUCCGCACCAUCUCACGGUUGAUGAUAUGAGGAUGCAGAAGCCUGGGGUGUGGAUUAAGGAGGUGCUCCGAAAAGUGAACCAUGCUGACUCCAAACGGAAUGUGCGGAAGACUCGCUGGGUGGCAGCGCAGCAUCAGAUCGUCCGGGAUGCUGCGAGACUCAUGAAGCUUUGGGCACGCCAGGUUCGCGAGGAAGAAGCAAAAGAACUGGAUGAUGAGGAGCUACACCCCAAGAUCAACACGUAUGCGCUCACACUGCUGCUGGCUGCCUUACAUCUGUCUGCUGCUUCAAACUUUUCCUUGGAACUGUGCGCUCGAGCCUGGCGCGUGUUGGCCUCACUGCGCGUAGAUCUGCUUGCAGUUGUCAGCUUUGAUCGCAACUUCUCAGCUAGACUGUCUCGCGGCCCGCGCUUCCAUCCGGAGUUGCUGAUGGCUCUGAACUUCCAGGGUGUCGAGCUGUACGGGCUCAUGGUUGAAGAUAUCGUGCAGGUAGACCGCUUUUAUCCGUGUGGAACCCUGCCCACCUGGAAGCUGGCCACUUUUGCCAGUUCCGCUCUGAUGCAACUGGCGUCAGCGCAGACGUGGGGGCAACUGCUUGCUCAACACCCGCCAGCCGGCGUGCAAGAAGAGCUCAGGAGGUUCUCUUCUUCCAUGGAGGCACAUUGGUCCUUUUUCCGCGGGCUAGCAGCGGCCAGGUGCCCUAAUGGUCACCAACUAGACUUGGGCGUGCUGGGCAUGAGCCUGGAGUGUGAUGAGUGCCAGCUCAGAGGCGAUGGGAUGCAUAUGCUGGGGUGCCGACAAUGCGAUUUCGAUCUUUGUCGAGCAUGUGCCAGCGCCGUCCGCAUGACAUGUAGCCAAUUCCCUGUGCCAGCUUCGCUUGAGCAGCUCCUCAAUGCAAAAGAUGCGAUGUGGCAUGGCUGA